Messenger RNA from Acanthopagrus latus (yellowfin seabream), 1418 nucleotides. RefSeq names its product tryptophanyl tRNA synthetase 2, mitochondrial (gene wars2). Lineage: Eukaryota; Metazoa; Chordata; Actinopteri; Spariformes; Sparidae. Gene Ontology annotation, cellular component: mitochondrial matrix; mitochondrion. Bases 24 to 1139 code for a protein of 371 amino acids. Gene Ontology annotation, molecular function: tryptophan-tRNA ligase activity; ATP binding. The transcript is spliced from 6 exons. Gene Ontology annotation, biological process: mitochondrial tryptophanyl-tRNA aminoacylation. The record is from RefSeq and is a predicted model, not a curated record.
UGUCCUUUCUAAGCCACCGUAGUAUGAUGUCACAAUCCAAGAUGGCGCUCCCCUUGCGGACUAACUUGAAGCAUCUCCUCGGCUUCAUUCAGAAGUUUAAUUCCCCGAAAAGAUUCCUCUGUGUGGAGCGUAGUGCGGGACACAAGGAGCCUCCAGGAGAUGGCCGCGUAUUCUCAGGGAUCCAGCCAACUGGGGUGCCCCACCUCGGCAACUACCUAGGCGCCCUGGAGAACUGGGUGGCCCUACAGAACCAGUAUCCUUCAGUGCUCUACAGCAUUGUGGACCUGCACUCCAUCACCCAGCCUCAGGACCCAGCCGACCUCCGGAGAAACAUACUAGACAUGGCAGCCAGCCUGUUGGCUUGUGGCAUUGAUCCAGAGAGAGCACUACUCUUCCAGCAGUCUCAGGUGUCGGAGCACGCCGAGCUCUCCUGGAUCCUCGGCUGUCUGACGACCAUGCCCCGCCUCCGUCACCUGCCGCAGUGGAAGAUGAAGAGCAAAGCAAAAAAUGAAGGCAGCGUUGGUCUCUUCACAUAUCCUGUCCUCCAGGCCGCCGAUAUUCUCCUCUACAAGUCCACUCACGUCCCCGUCGGAGAGGAUCAGAUCCAGCAUUUAGAGCUGGCUCAGGAUCUCGCUCGCAUCUUCAACGGCCGCUACGGAGACCUGUUCCCUGCACCCGCCGCCCUGCUCAGCUCCACGCGAAAGGUCAAAUCCCUACGUGACCCUUCGUCCAAAAUGUCCAAAUCUGACGCCCAGGCGUUGGCGACGAUCUCCAUCACAGAUUCUCCCGAUGACAUCGCCUUCAAAAUUCGCCGUGCUGUCACCGACUUUACCUCUGAGGUCACCUUUGACCCCGAGAAGCGCCCAGGUGUGUCUAACCUGGUGACGAUCCACGCUGCCAUGGCGAGGACGAGUGUGGAGGAGGCGGUGUCGCAGGCCAGAGGGUUGGACACCAGUGCCUAUAAGAAGGUUGUAACUGAGGCUGUGAUCCAGAGGUUGACGCCCAUCAGGGAGGAGAUCGAGCGUCUGAGGUCGGACCCCGCUCACCUGGAAGGACUGCUGGCCCGGGGGACCCUCAGAGCUCGGGAACUGGCUGCACCGGUUCUCAGAGAGGUCCGACAGCGGGUGGGAUUCUGCUGAGAGGCAGCAGGGCGAGAGAAUAAAGACUCUGUUAUUUGAGCCUUCUGUCUUUUUCUCAUUGAAGUGAAUGAGGAGGCUGUGUCAGAGUAUUGGUCCAAAUAUAAGAAUGUACUACGCACUCAUUUGAAAGACUUUGCAGCGUAUUUAUCUGCCUUUUAGUGUUGGCUCCAUCUGUUUCCCCACACAAUACAGAACUUCCCUUUUUAUAUUCCUUCCAAUAUUUUCCAACUGCCAUGUCAGCAACAUAAUAAACUGCUGCAAAACACCAGUGACACAUUA